Messenger RNA from Eimeria maxima, 1432 nucleotides. RefSeq lists its product as hypothetical. The transcript is spliced from 5 exons. NCBI's taxonomy places the organism in Eukaryota, Apicomplexa, Conoidasida, Eucoccidiorida, Eimeriidae. The annotation marks the transcript as partial. The record is from RefSeq and is a predicted model, not a curated record.
AUGGUUAACUCCGAUCUUAAAGAAGUCGCCGCUGCUGCUACUUCUGCUGAGGACCCGCAGCAAAUGAGCGCUCCUGCUGCAGCUGCCGGCUGCGUAGCAGCAGCUGGAGCAGCAGCAGGAACAGCCACUAGAAAGCCCAUGACAGCAGCAGCUGCAGCGGUAGCUGCAGCAGCAUCUAGCAAGAGGGCAACAGCUAGAGCAGCAGCAGCAGCAGCAGCAGCAGCAGAGGCAGCUAGCCGAAGCAAUGCCAUUAGCGGCAGCAGCAGCAGCAGCAGCAGGCCUUCCUAUAGUUUUUACUUCCUGACUGGCUGCCGCAGCCAGCUGCUACUACACCGUAGCACAAACAUCAGUAGCAGCAGCAGCAGCGUCGGCGGCAGCAAGUACUUCCGUUGUCUCUUUAGCACUGCAACGGAGAGUGAGCAGGAGCCCCAACAGCAGCAGGCGCAGCAGUCGCAGCAGCGGGAAGCAGCAGCAGAAGCAACACCUGCUGCUGCCAGCGGCUUGGCGACGGAUUCUUUGCCGACUUUGACGCCACUGCCCGACCAGCAGCAGCAACAGCAACAGCAGCAGCAGCAGCAAGAGCCGUAUAUAUAUGACGCAGAAGAGGAGGUGUUAACUGAUGAGCAGCGGCAAGAGAAAGAAAAUUUAAUUAAAAUAUUGACAAAGAAGUUAGCAGGACCUCUAGCUGAUGAGAACGGGAACGUUCCCACUGGAGCAGCUCGUCCUGUGGCUAUAGAGGUGGAUGGUCCUUCGCAUUUUUAUAGCGGGACAGAAAUUUAUACAGCUUAUACAAAAUUAAAACACCGAUUAUUAACAAGAAUGGGGUUUAAGGUUCUUCAUGUUCCUUAUUUUGAAUGGAGAAGACUUAGAGGGCAGAAGGAGAGAGAAGAUUACAUGAAGAGAAAGCUGCAAGAAGAACCAACAGAAUGGCUAGACCCUCAAGAUGAGGCCUUCUAUAACCAAAGGAUGGGGCUGCUGCAGCAGCAAUACCAACAAGAACUAGAACGAAAUAAUCCGCAGCAGCAACAGCAGCAGGAUGGGACCCCGACUCCGCCUAUCCAGCAGCAACCCUCGUCUCCACAGCAGCAACAGGAGCAGCAGCCAUGGCAGCAGCAGCAGCCGUGGCAGCAAAACCAGCAGCAACCAACGCAGUGGCAGCAACAGCAAUCACCACAACAGCAGCAGCAACAGUGGCAGCAGCAGCAGCAGCCGCAGCAGUGGCAGCAACAGCAGCAGCCACCACAAUGGCAGCAGCAGCCACCACCACAGUGGCAGCAACAACAGCAACCGUCACGGUUGCAGCAGCAACCACCGCCACAAUGGCAGCAACAACAGCCACCCCAGUGGCAGCAGCAGCAACAGCCACAGUGGCGGCAGCAGCAGCAGCCACAGUGGCAGCAGCAGCAGCCACAGUGGCAGCAGCAGCCACCAG